This is a messenger RNA of Choloepus didactylus (southern two-toed sloth), 2946 nucleotides long. It is a transcript of the gene CD2AP, whose product is annotated as CD2 associated protein. The record is from RefSeq and is a predicted model, not a curated record. Lineage: Eukaryota; Metazoa; Chordata; Mammalia; Pilosa; Megalonychidae. Bases 511 to 2469 code for a protein of 652 amino acids. The transcript has 18 exons. Gene Ontology annotation, molecular function: protein binding. Gene Ontology annotation, cellular component: plasma membrane; cytoplasm; cell leading edge.
CUCGCGAGAUUUGCCUCCUCCAGGGCCCACUCCCGAUACUUUCCCGGCCGCUGUCCGGCUUUCCCCGGUGGUCUCUGGUGUCAAGUUCUGGAACUCCGCGAGUAGGGAGAGUGGUGGGAAGCGGACUCUGGACUUUGGCGGGCGCUCCGGGUGAAGCUGUCGGCCAGGGCUAGCCGGCGGGUUCCGGUGCUCUCUCCCCACUCUCCCGAGAGCGACCGGGGUGGGAAAGCUGUCGUCUAGCUGGGCGGGGGGGGGGAGGGCCCUCCUGCCGCAGUGGCUUCGGCAGAGUUUAGGCGUGAGGAGCCGCCGCCGUCGCCUCUUUCUCCCGGGCGUCGCUUGCUGUGCUCACCGUAGAACGCCGCGGGCGGAUGGGAGCGCCUCCUCACUCCGCCUGAUCUCGGGAGGGGUAAGAGCGGAACUCAGGGCCCGCCUCCGGCCGCGGGAACCGCCGCGCUAGCAUCUGGAGGAGGAGCAGCGGACGCCGAGGUUCUCCCCGCGGGAGCUCCCAGCAUGGUUGACUAUAUUGUGGAGUAUGACUAUGAUGCUAUACAUGAUGAUGAGUUAACUAUUCGAGUUGGGGAAAUAAUCAGGAAUGUGAAAAAACGACAGGAGGAAGGAUGGCUAGAAGGAGAACUAAAUGGGAGAAGAGGAAUGUUCCCUGAUAAUUUCGUUAAGGAAAUUAAGAGAGAGACAGAAUCCAGGGAUGACAAUUUGCCCAUCAAACGAGAAAGGCAUGGGAAUGUGGCAAGUCUUGUACAACGAAUAAGCACCUAUGGACUUCCAGCUGGAGGAAUUCAGCCACAUCCACAAACCAAAAACAUUAAGAAGAAAACCAAGAAGCGUCAGUGUAAAGUUCUUUUUGAGUACAUGCCACAGAAUGAGGAUGAGCUGGAGCUGAAAGUGGGAGAUAUUAUUGAUAUUAAUGAAGAGGUAGAAGAAGGCUGGUGGAGUGGAACCCUGAACAACAAGUUGGGACUAUUUCCUUCAAAUUUUGUGAAAGAAUUAGAAGUAACAGAUGAUGGUGAAAUUCAUGAAGUACAGGAGGAUUCAGGUGUCAUUCUUCAAAACCAUAUUAUUCUUCUAGAAACUUUUUUGACUGGGCCUACCUCACCUUUACCCUCUCUGGGGAAUGGGAGUGAAACUGCAUCUGGACCAACUGCACAACCAAAGAAAAUUCGAGGAAUUGGGUUUGGAGAUAUUUUUAAAGAAGGCUCUGUGAAACUUAGAAGAAGAACAUCCAGUAAUGAAACAGAAGAGAAAAAAACAGAAAAGCCCUUGAUCAUACAGUCCUUAGGAUCCAAAACUCAGAGUGUGGAUGUAACAAAAACAGACACUGAAGGUAAAAUUAAAGCUAAAGAAUAUUGUAGAACAUUAUUUGCUUAUGAAGGUACUAAUGAAGAUGAACUUACUUUUAAAGAGGGGGAGAUAAUCCAUCUGAUAAGUAAGGACACUGGAGAAGCUGGCUGGUGGAAGGGUGAACUUAAUGGUAAAGAAGGAGUAUUUCCAGACAAUUUUGCUAUUCAGAUAAAUGAACAGGAUAAGGACUUUCCAAAACCAAAGAAACCACCACCUCCUGCUAAGGGCCCAGCUCCAAAACCUGAGCUGUUCGCUGCAGAAAAGAAGAAUUUUCCUAUAAAGUCUGAAGAAAAAGAUGAAAAACCAACCCAAGAACAGAAACCUUCUAAACCGGUUGCUCCACAAGUCCCACCCAAGAAACCUACUCCUCCCACCAAAGCCAAUAAUCUUUUGAGAUCUCCUGGAACCAUGUAUCCAAAGCGGCCUGAAAAACCAGUUCUUCCACCACCACCUAUAGCCAAGAUUAAUGGGGAAGUUUCUACCAUUUCAUCAAAAUUUGAGACAGAGCCAAUAUCAAAACCAAAGCUAGAUUCUGAAAAUUUACCACUUAGACCAAAAUCAGUAGAGCUUGAUUCCUUUGCAGUAAGGAACUCUAAAGAAACAGAGCUUAUAAAUUUUGAUGAUAUAGCUUCCUCAGAAAACCUACUACAUCUCACUGCAAAUAGACCAAAGAUGCCUGGAAGAAGGUUGCCUGGUCGCUUCAAUGGUGGACAUUCUCCAACUCAAAGCCCAGAAAAAACCUUGAAGUCAGCAAAAGAAGAAGAAGAUAGUGCCAAGCUAAAGUCAUCUGAAUUUAAGAAGGAUACAAGCUACUCUUCAAAGCCAUCUGUGUACCUUUCAACACCUUCCAUUGCAUCUUCUAAACCAAAUACGGCUGUUUUCCUAACUCCGUUAGAAAUCAAAGCUAAAGUAGAAACAGAUGAUGGGAAAAAAAAUCCCCUGGAUGAACUUAAAGCACAGAUGAUUGAAUUGCUGUGCAUUGUAGAAGCAUUGAAAAAGGAUCAUGGGAAAGAACUGGAAAAACUACGAAAAGAUUUGGAAGAAGAGAAGGCAAUGAGAUGUAAGCUAGAGGCGGAAAUAGAGAAAUUGAAAAAAGCAGUCCUAUCUUCUUGAGGCGGCAUGGGCCCAGUGUUCUUAGAGUUCCAGGGAUCCAGAAGCAACACUAUGAAUUAAAACUGACUUGUUAUUUAUAAAUAACAACUGGUGGUGUUGUGAUAAGGAAAACUAAGUAUACAAACUAUAAUAUCUGUAGAAAAGUUGGGGGAGGGUGAAUUUAUAUAUAUAUAUAUAUUGUUUUGCCAAUAUGAAAAAAGAGGCCUUAUUUCUUACUGUGAUGGAAUUUCAAACUUUGUUUUGUUUUUGGUUUGAUUGAAAAUACUACUGAAUCUGUAUAAAAAGGAAAGAAAGUUCAUAAUAGUUUUUUUAUUGAAACUUGUGUUAUUUUUUAAAGAGAUCUAUACUAUAAAUAUGGUGAUAUCUUUACAAGUAAUCUGUAAAAUAUACUUUUUGAGUGGACAAAUUAGCUUUAUAGAAACUAUAGUCACUAUUUUCCCUUUAAUACACAAGGGAUAUAAACUUUGUGUGUGUGUG